GAAAAGAGAAUCUGGAGCCACAAUUCGAGAGAGAGAAACUGAAAAAUCAGAAUGGGAAAAGCGAAACAGUACUUCCUUUUGAAGACAGAGCCAUCAGACUGGUCAUGGGAGGACCAAGCCUCCAAUGGAGGCAUCACCAAAUGGGACGGCGUCAAGAACAAGCAAGCUCAGAAAUACCUCAAGUCCAUGGCCCUCCACGAUCUCUGCUUCUUCUAUCACUCCGGCGCUAAGGCCCGCCGCGUCGUCGGCGUCGUGACCGUCAUCCGUGAGUGGUACGUGGAGGGUGAAGACGGCGCUGUGGACGUGAAGGUGGUUGGGGAAAUGAGGAGGCCGGUGGACCUGAAGGAGAUGAAAGGGGACGGAGGAUUGAAGGACUUUGCACUGUUCAAGCAGCCUCGGCUCUCUGUUGUCCCGGUCUCGGAGGAUAUCUGGAAAAAAAUCUGUGAGUUGGGAGGUGGCUAUGAAGGGGACGGUCAAGACGGAACGGAGGGCGAGGAGGAUGAACUGAAGGAGACGCCGAAGAAGGAGAAUAAUUAGGGUCCUUGGGGAAAUGGCAUGAUAGGUUUUUGUAGAUUUGCCUGCUUGAUCUGUGUGGUUUAGACUUUUGCAUGGUGGGACAGAAAUGUAAAAUGGGGAAGAAGAGGGAUCAGAGUAAUCUUUUUUGUUCGGUUUGUGGGGAUGAAAUUGCUUGUUGGAUGGGCGUUUGUAAAUAUGCCUCCUCCCUGAUCCCUGGUUAGGUCUUUUUGCUUGGCUUUGUAACGAAUCGUUUUUAGUCUGGCUAGAUUUGUUACGUUA
This is a messenger RNA of Neltuma alba, 795 nucleotides long. RefSeq names its product thymocyte nuclear protein 1. The transcript has a single exon. Gene Ontology annotation, cellular component: nucleus. The record is from RefSeq and is a predicted model, not a curated record. NCBI's taxonomy places the organism in Eukaryota, Viridiplantae, Streptophyta, Magnoliopsida, Fabales, Fabaceae. Bases 52 to 537 code for a protein of 161 amino acids.